UGCUAGGUCGCGUCCCCGCACGUGCCGCUCGCCCAUGCAUGCAGUGUGUUACGCUCGCUGCCGCCUAGUGAAGCUAUGCCGCACUGCCGGUUGCUUAUUGCGCGUGUUGGGCGUACUUGUCGUGCUCGCUCGCUGGGCUUUUUCUUUCUGAAGUGGUGCCCCGCUGGUUACCGCCACUAUCGUGUACCAGCGGAACCUCACUGGCAUGCCCGAGAGGUCACUCGUGGUUUCCAGUUGCAUGGUCGAUUGGAGGGGAUGGUGGGAAACCCACGCACACGCUGCGCCAGGCCAUCACAGGUGCUGGUCCUCACCUUCCGCCUCACGUCCUUCCAGGACUUCGUCGUGGAAAUCAGAGUUGCGGCCGCUUCAAGCAUCGGGGGCCGCUGCCUGUCGUCUUCGGCGACUCGCGUUCCCCCCAUCUCGCUGGACGCGGCGCUUGGCCCACCUGGGUCGCGCACUGCGCCGCGGCCGCUGGACGCUGCCGUCGCCGCGCCCUCGCAGGUGGCACUGGCUCCGCUGUCUAUGGUUCGCCCGCCGCGCACCGUCGCCCAGCCGUUCGCCCUGCCGCCCAUGAUCCCGAUCGGCGUGGUCGGCGCUGUGGCCUUGCCCGAGCUGCUGGGUCACCUGUCCCGCUCCCUGCCCUGGGUGGUCGUUCCUGCUGGCAACACCCACGGGCACGACUAUGACUUUGCCGCCCGCAUGGCCUUUGACAUCGGUUUCAAGUGCGAGCUCGGUGUCGUCUUCAUGAACCUCGCGCGGGACCUCCUGCACCCCAUCCCCCUCCUGCUGCUGACAAUCACCAUGGUCGCGUGGCUCUUCCUGUGCAUGCACCUGCUCCUCACGAUUGUACGCGUCUCCAUGUUGCUGACGCUGCUGCUACAGGUACCGUUCUCGCUGAUAAUAGCACUUCUUCUGGUGGUCGGCCUGGUCUCAUGCUGGUUCGCUGGAGGUUCUGAUUUCUACUACCUCAGGGUGCUGGAUGUUGGCCUGCAGAGUGCUACGGUCUCUGUUUGCACGUGUCACCCUCGAUGCUUUGAUGUCGUGGGCUGCAACCACCUCAGGGCGACCUCAUAGCCUGCAGUUGCCGAAGGAACACGCUCGUCUUUCAUGGGCCGCGCCUGCCUGGAGCCGGCAGCGAUUAUGUCUUCCUCGUUGUUGUGCGAGCGCGCGCUGCGCUGCGGGUCGCAGUGCUCCUGCACGGAGAUGGUGAUGCUCAACCUGAACUUCGGUAGGGUCCUCUUGGUGAUGAAGCUGCUAACUGUGGGGUACGAAUCAGUGCUGACGAUCGGGUCCGUGCUGGACCUCGGGACCUUGCUGUGAAUCUGGACCGUGCUUGGGAUCGUGACGAUGCUGGGCAACGAUAUCGUGCUUGCGCUGCUCCUGGCUUAGGGCCGGCGAUGGUGACCAAACUGGCGAAGAUGUGCAAGAUGUGCAUAGAUACGGAUUCCUCCACACACCUGGACCCAGGAUCGAAGAAGGUUCCCAGCGAAACGACCUGUCAGGAGCUGUUGAAGUAUGGCGCCCAGGACAGCGCUGCGGCGGAGAUGGGCGUUCGUCCGAUGUUGCUGGCCUGCCGGCACGUCACCAGGCCCUUCUCGAGAUCCGAGGCCGCAACCCUGGCUUUUCAUCCUAAAUGUUUGUUUGCUAUGGGUUCUUUUGGACACAACGUGAUGCACCCCUGUCCUGACUGGGCUGUUCCUAGCGCCCCGCAUCUCCGUCGUGCUGACCUCCUGCAGGAUGCACAGGAACACCCAGUUCGACAAGGAGGUGAUCCAGAAUCUCGACGACCUCAGCGGGGCCCGCCGCGUUUGCCUCUGCGCCCCUGGGAAGGGUGCAGGAGAUUGAGACUCCGUCCCCUCGCCUACCUGCGGCCCCUCGCAAAAUGUGCCUGUUCAUAGUCGACGGGGCCUCAUGGGCGCCAGCGCCCAUCACGAGGACAACUACGCGUACGACCCCGUCUACCACGACGGCUCGUUCGACCUCGGCGUAGGCUACGCCGUUUUCGCCUUCGAAGGCGGCUUCCAGUUCGACGCCUCGGCCCCCACGGCGGCCACCCUUGACGGCAUUCUGCGGGCCUGCAGCGACUCGUUUGGCCUCACACAAGACAUGCCCUACAGCCUGCUGAGGCGGGUUCCCCUGCGCCGCCUAGACCCGUCCAGGAAGGAAGGAUCGCUC
Prorocentrum cordatum is the source of this 2175-nucleotide messenger RNA. NCBI's taxonomy places the organism in Eukaryota, Dinophyceae, Prorocentrales, Prorocentraceae. The record is from the annotation of a GenBank genome assembly.